Messenger RNA from Meloidogyne enterolobii, 1154 nucleotides. Lineage: Eukaryota; Metazoa; Nematoda; Chromadorea; Rhabditida; Meloidogynidae. The record is from the annotation of a GenBank genome assembly.
AUGCAAUCUGAACUUAUUGCGCUUGCUGAUAAUGGAAAGAUUUAUGGUUGGAGAGAUUUAUGGUUGGAGAGAUACAAGCAAUUGUCUUAUACUGGUUUAGGCCGAGUUCUUCAAUAUGGAAUGGGUAUAAGAUAUUUUGCAUCAUCUGGUGAAAUUAAGAGUGCUAGUAUAUGUUCAGAACAAAUUGGCAUUGACAAGAAGAACAACAGCUUGAAUAAAAACGCCAAUCGUAUUCUACUGAUGGUUGCUUUAGUUUCUGCAAGUCCUGAAUGUACGCUUCCUGAUCAUGGAUCGCUUCUGCAGCCUAUUCUUUUCUGUCAAUUGGACGUCGUUAUUGCUAUUCUUAAAAAGCUUCUAAAUGCCCCAAUUGAAAGUCAACCUGCUAUCGUUUGUGAACAAAUUGAAGGAAAUCGAAAUAUUUUUCAUGUUGCCGUUCAAAAUGCUUACAGCAAAACAAAUGCUGACCAAGCUGAUCUUGAUGCGACUGAUUCGCGUUUAUCAACGGCCUCUCAAAAAUCCGACACUGUUGAGGCGGACGCUGUUAAGACACGUGAUUUUACAAAUUUUCUAGAUGUUGUCGAUAUAUUAAUGCCAAGUGUUGGAUCUGACGAUACAAAUGAAGAUUCCUCACUUUUUAUUCUUUGUGCUAAUGAUACAUGCAGUUACACCUGGACAGGCGAAGAACAUACGCCUCAAAAAAUUUAUGAAUGCAAAACAUGUGGACUUGUAGGGACUUUUGUUGUUGUACUGAAUGCGCCCUGCUUUGUCAUAGAAAUCAUGACUGCAAACUUAAAAAAACAUCUCCAACCGCUUAUUGUGACUGCUGGGAGAAAUGCGAAUGUAAAGCUUUGGUCACUGGAAAUAAUGCAAAGAGGGAACAAUUGCUUUCUGGAAUGUUACAAUGACCUGCAUUGAUUAAUGGCCUUAAUUCUAAAGGCGACACAUUUUACUGUUUUUGGCUCGUACUGUUGGUCGUCAGUUGAUAGAACAAGAAGGCUAUACGAAACGUAGUAAGCGCCCUGGACCUACUAUUACAACUACAGCAUAUGGCGUUCCUAUACCUGAACAUGAUCUUGAACCACCAAAAUUUGCAAGAAAAGCACUCGAUUUGGCAAUAGGAAAUUGUGAUGUUGUAAAAAGUUUGCUUGAUGUUG